Molecule: messenger RNA, 344 nt
Organism: Babjeviella inositovora NRRL Y-12698
Lineage: Eukaryota; Fungi; Ascomycota; Pichiomycetes; Serinales
Exons: 1
Coding region: 23-283 (86 amino acids)
Source: RefSeq, a predicted model, not a curated record
CAACUUUCGAGUUCACUAGUGUAUGUUUCAUUCCUUAACCGUACACGUAAGUGAUAUCCGUAUCCUCCCUGGUAUUGCAUCUGCACAAAGGCUGACGGCCGGAAAUAAUGAAAUUCCUGGUAAGGAGGAGUUCGUUCUAUCGAAUAAAUAUGGCAUAGUCACGGAUUCAAUGCAGAUUCACGGCAUUCGAACUUUCUAUACAGCUUCGUUCCAAACAUACGGAAUAUGCGUACAAUGGCAACCUAUUGCUAUAAUUUUUCAUCCUGCCCUCGGUACCCUAUAAUCCACCGUGCUAUGUGAGAUUGAAAGAAGUUUAGAGAAAUAUAUCGAUAUAUAUGUGUUCG